UUCAUUUCAUUAAAGUAACGGAGAUAAUUAUUCGCAAAACAAGUUUUUCAUAAUUAAACAGAAAUUUUUGGACACAUUCAAUGAAACAAGUUUUUAAAGGGCUAAAGGUUGUAUAGCCAUUUCAAAACAUACUUCAAUAGAGAUGAAGGACAUGACAUCAGUUAAUUCUUUUGGAAUUUGUACUUAUAUUGUUAUCUUGUUUACUCUUCAAGCCAGAUAGACCAAUGAGACAUACAGACUUAGUAUCUAUAAUGAUAACCAUACAAUACUCAUAUCCAAGGUAGAACUAACAUGCAGAGAUAACUCUCCAUUUCAAACUUCACCAUAGUCUUGACAAACUGCUGAAACAAUCUGCUUUAGGAAAAUGUUGAAUUCCGUGUGUUCGUUGUCCAUGAUAACCCAAAUUGGAUUACUAAUUUUGGUUGUAUUGGGUGUCAUAAAAGCGUAUCUCAUCCUGACGACGGGAGUUUGCACCAGUACGAAGAAGUUGACUGGGAAAACUGUCAUCAUCACAGGAGCAAAUACCGGCAUCGGCAAGGAAACGGCGCUUGAUCUGGCAAAGAGAGGAGCACGAGUCAUUCUGGCAUGUCGAGAUCCUAAGAAAGCAGCCAUUGCAAAAGAGGACAUCAUUCGUGAGUCACGUAACAAAAAUGUGUUUAUUCGCCAACUUGAUUUGACGUCGCUCAAAUCCGUCCGCAAGUUUGCCGCAGACAUUCUCAAGAGUGAGCUUCGUUUAGACGUCCUAAUCAAUAACGCUGGCUGCGCUACCAUUGAGAAGAAGUUGACAGAAGAUGGACUCGAGGUUCAGAUGCAGAGCAAUCAUUUCGGACACUUCCUUUUGACCAAUCUGCUGUUAGGGUUGAUGAUGAAAACUGCUGGAACCAAACUAGAAGUGGAAAAAAGUGUCCGCAUCAUCAACGUUAGUUCAACCGCUCACAGAUGGAUAAAAAAACUGAACUUGGAUGAUCUCACAUUUGAACGUGAUCCAUCCGAUAAUAAAAUUCUCAACAUUUAUGGGAUCACCAAGCUUUGUAACGUUUUAUUUAGCAAAGAACUGGCCAAGAAACUCGAACCAUUUGGUAAAAACAUUACUGUCAAUGCUCUUCAUCCGGGUGUCGUUCAAACUGAAUUUGGUCGUUUCCUUCCUCAUGAGACUUUAGUGAAAAUUGCAUCAUAUGUGUCUUCUAUUUUCUCAAAGUCGGCCAAAGAAGGUGCGCAGACAAGUAUUCACUUGGCUGUGGCUGACGAAGUCGCCAACGUUACAGGAGAAUAUUUCAGCGAUUGUAAGAUUGCUAAAACGUCCAAGUUGGCAAAAGACCUCGAAUUAGCCAAGAAGCUGUGGGAGGUCAGUGAAACUUUUGUCAAGUUGAAGCCAGAAGAGCGCCAUUUUUAAACACCAUUAAAACAAGGUGAUUGUUUUUGUGGACGUCCAAUAAAAUAGGAGUUCAAUGAU
Daphnia pulicaria is the source of this 1453-nucleotide messenger RNA. Its product is annotated as retinol dehydrogenase 13-like. Lineage: Eukaryota; Metazoa; Arthropoda; Branchiopoda; Diplostraca; Daphniidae. The transcript is spliced from 6 exons. The record is from RefSeq and is a predicted model, not a curated record. The coding region runs from base 365 to 1393 and encodes 342 amino acids.